AUGGAAUACGAGGAGACGUAUAUUGCUAUCCUGUGCGCCAUACCUUUCUACUAUCUCCGCAACGUCAAGGAGAUCACCUUUCCGACUUCACACGAUUUCUAUAACGCCAUUCACUGCCAGCUUCAACUUCAAGAUGGUCAUCUAGAACCCAUGCAGGAAUCACCGGCAGUGGGUCGCCUCCCAUCUCUUAGCUCUCUAGCAUUCGAACCCGCUUCAUCCUUGUCUAUCGAAUUUGACCCUUAUGACAUUGCCAAAAUGGUUACAAUAUCGAGUGGCAUCUCGGACAUCUACCUGCGUGGACUUAUCCUAUACUCUCAAGGGUUUUAUGGUCAUCCGAAAGCGUACAUCCGCAGCAUAGUCCUGCAGGAUGUUCUUGUUGCGAUGGCGACCGACAACGUUGACCAACAGACCUGGAGCCACCCACCCUGUCCCUCAGAGAUUCAGAGAGUAUUACGCGGAAGCCGAAGAUCGCUUCGGACGCUGUGCUUUUACUACUGCUUCCCCAUCCGCUGGAUUGACCAAAACGACUGGAUUUUCGAGUCUUUUGAGGCCUUCAAGGUCUUAGAGAACUUGUGGGUGGACGCUUGGAGCUGCGGAUGGGCGGUCAAUAACAGCGUCGAAAAUGGACUCGAUGUCGAGUCCGAGUCCAACUUCGAGGAGGAGUCUAUGUCGCCGGCUGCGGCUGUCACUUUGAUUCGGACGCUUCCCUCUUCUCUCCGGUGCCUUCACAUCCACGGCCCCGUUGACCGCAUUUACAACAGUUUGAGAUGGCUGGCAGGCCAUUGCCGGGACGGGAUGAUGCCUCGCCUCAAAGAAAUCGCCUUUGAUGAUUUGGAGUCCACAAUGGCCACUGAGAAGCUCAAGGUUAUGUUCAGGGAGGCGGGGGUCUGGACUUGCAGUGUGGACAUGGAUCCGAUAUCGUGGUGA
This is a messenger RNA of Colletotrichum destructivum, 927 nucleotides long. RefSeq lists its product as uncharacterized. The record is from RefSeq and is a predicted model, not a curated record. The transcript has 2 exons. Bases 1 to 927 code for a protein of 308 amino acids. NCBI's taxonomy places the organism in Eukaryota, Fungi, Ascomycota, Sordariomycetes, Glomerellales, Glomerellaceae.